Corythoichthys intestinalis (scribbled pipefish) is the source of this 1393-nucleotide messenger RNA. Its product is annotated as purpurin-like. The record is from RefSeq and is a predicted model, not a curated record. The transcript has 6 exons. The coding region runs from base 106 to 693 and encodes 195 amino acids. Lineage: Eukaryota; Metazoa; Chordata; Actinopteri; Syngnathiformes; Syngnathidae. Gene Ontology annotation, molecular function: retinoid binding; retinol transmembrane transporter activity.
AACUGAGUCAGAGCUUGGUCCAUGUAUAAAAAGCUGCAAAUGCUUACUUGCGACUGACAACUCAACUGGACAUUUCUGCCUCAGCUUCCUGAUACACCUGCAAGGAUGGACUUCCAAAUGUUCGCCCUGGUCAUGCUGCUGUUGGCCAGCGUGGAGCAAAGCCUUGCCAGCUGUGUAGUGGACAGCUUCACAGUCAAACAGGACUUCGACCCCCAAAGAUAUGCAGGUAAAUGGUACGCCCUGCAGAAGAAAGAUCCCGAGGGUUUGUUCCUUCAGGACAACAUUUCUGCUGAGUACACUGUUGGAGACGAUGGCGCUAUGGUGGCCUCCUCUCGGGGCAGAGUCACUUUGUUCGGGUUCUGGGUUGUGUGUGCUGACAUGGCUGCUCAGUACUCUGUGCCUAAUCCCGAGAGUCCAGGCAAGAUGUUCAUGAACUACCAGGGACUUGCCAGCUAUCUCUCUAGUGGAGGUGACAAUUACUGGGUCAUUGACACGGACUACGACAACUAUGCCAUCACCUACGCCUGCCGCAGCCUGAAGGAUGAUGGAAGCUGCGAGGACGGUUAUGCCCUGGUCUUCUCCCGCAACCCCCGUGGCCUGCCCCCUCCGAUCCAGAGAAUCGUGCGCCAAAAACAGGAAGAAAUCUGCAUGGCAGGGCAGUUCCAGCCUGUGCUUCAGUCCGGAGCUUGCUAAACAUAUCCCAAACAGCAGCCAUUGAGAACUUCAUGAGUCAUCAUGCCGGGAAUAAAUCCAGCACUCCAUUAAAGCUGACCCAAGAUACAAGAAUAAUCCUGUUACACCUAAAAUUGUAAUCAUUGUUUCAGUUGUCAUGAUGCUAAAAUGUUAAGUAAUUGCCAACAAAAAUUGUAUUAAGGUCUAUUCUGUUGAAUUGAACAGAAAUGUCAUUGUCAUCAUCAUGGGUGGAAUUUGUACCGUUUCAUCAUUCUGGAAUACGUUUUAUAAUUACAAAACUACAAAGGUUCCUUGUGUUUUUAAAACGACUUCAUUAAAAAAAUAAAAUAAGAUUGACAACAAACCAAAACAGACUUUCCAAGUAUCACUCCUUUGAUAUUUAAAAACAAUACAAAGUUUAUGAAUACAUGGCAAUGGGUGGGCUAAAAUAGCAGAUUUUUUAUAUAACUGCUUAAAAUGAAUACUGUACAUACAUAUGGCUAAAGCUCCUCUGAAUACUCCUCAGGUAGUGAGUACAUCCCAGGCCUGCCCCAGUAGUCCACAGCCCGAAUUCUGUAAAUUCCACUCACCUCCUGGUCCCCUGAAGAACAGAACAUUAUUAACAUAACUCAUCUCCUACUGCUUACACUUAUGUCCUGGUACUGUAUUUUUCGAACUAUAAGUCGCACCAACCAAAAAUGCCCAAGAAGGAUUGAGAAAA